This is a messenger RNA of Dibothriocephalus latus, 2127 nucleotides long. Lineage: Eukaryota; Metazoa; Platyhelminthes; Cestoda; Diphyllobothriidea; Diphyllobothriidae. The record is from the annotation of a GenBank genome assembly.
AUGAUUCCCUUUACCUACUCCCAGUUUCCCAUUGAUGCCUUGCGUGUGCGUACACGCAAGGUAUUUUCAUUAAUAUGUAUCGAUACUUCCAUCGAACUCAGCUACUGCCUUGUUUAUCUACAUGAAUCACGAAUAUGGACGAACGAUUUCAGUCAGACUGUUGCCAAGUUCGUUGUGGCGUCCUUGUUGCGCUCUGGUCUUUCGUGUCUGACCGGCCGCGUGAGUCAUCUAACGGCCCCUUCCGUCCUGGGUGCUGCUCGUUGCGCUUCUACGGUCGCUAAGGAUUACACAAUCAUUGAUCAUGCAUAUGAUGCCGUUGUCGUAGGGGCUGGUGGUGCCGGACUUCGUGCUGCCUUCGGUCUGGCCAAUGAAGGUUUUCGCGUGGCUUGUGUCACCAAACUCUUCCCAACGCGAUCACAUACUGUUGCUGCCCAAGGUGGUAUCAAUGCUGCUUUAGGGAAUAUGGAAAAGGAUGACUGGCGGUAUCACAUGUUUGACACCGUUAAGGGUUCGGACUGGCUAGGCGACCAGGAUGCAAUUUACUACAUGUGCGAACAAGCACCAAAGGCUGUUAUCGAACUGGAAAACUACGGAAUGCCUUUCAGUCGGACGGAAGAUGGAAAAAUCUACCAACGUGCUUUUGGUGGCCAGAGCAUCAAUUACGGCAAAGGCGGCCAGGCGCAUCGUUGUUGCGCUGUAGCUGACCGGACGGGUCAUUCACUCCUACACACUCUUUAUGGUCGCUCCCUCCGAUACAGCACAGACUAUUUCAUCGAGUAUUUCGCGCUGGAUCUCCUCAUGGAGAAUGGUGUUUGCCGUGGCGUAAACGCGAUUUGUCUCGAGGAUGGUACCAUUCACCGUUUCCGGGCCAAGAACACAAUUCUUGCUACCGGGGGUUAUGGCCGCGCCUACUUCUCCUGCACUUCUGCGCAUACGUGCACAGGUGACGGUACUGCUAUGGUCACCAGAGCGAAUCUCCCCAAUGAAGACAUGGAGUUUGUCCAAUUCCACCCUACUGGAAUCUAUGGCGCUGGCUGUCUCAUCACCGAAGGCUGCCGUGGCGAAGGUGGAUAUCUGAUUAACAGCAAGGGUGAACGUUUCAUGGAGAAGUAUGCGCCAAACGCCAAGGAUCUAGCUUCAAGAGAUGUUGUCUCUCGCGCCAUGACUAUUGAGAUUCGAGAGGGACGUGGCGUUGGUCCGCGAAAGGAUCAUUGCUACCUUAAGCUCAACCACUUGCCCGCUGAGGUUCUCCACUCGCGUCUUCCAGGAAUAUCGGAGACCGCAAUGAUCUUUGCUGGUGUUGAUGUGACAAAAGAGCCUGUUCCAGUCUUACCCACUGUCCACUAUAAUAUGGGCGGCGUGCCUACUAAUUAUAAGGGACAGGUGAUAACCUACGAUCCCGUCGCCAAAAAAGACAAGCUUGUGCCCGGAUUGUAUGCUGCUGGUGAGGUCGCAUGCGCGUCUGUACAUGGAGCCAACCGUCUGGGUGCUAAUUCGCUCCUCGAUCUUGUUGUAUUCGGGCGUGCUUGUGCCCUCGACAUUGCUGAAAAGCAUAAGCCCAAUGACCCUGGGCCCGAACUUCGUGCUGAUACGGGAAUGGAGUCCAUUGUCAACAUUGACAAGCUCCGCUCUGGCAAGGGCGAAUUCCCAGUAGCUGACGUCCGUCUAGAAAUGCAACUGACAAUGCAAGAGCAUGCCGCUGUCUUCCGGGAGGGACCUACAUUGAAAGCCGGGUGUGAGAAGAUGUUGAAGUUGUACAACGACAAGAUGCACAAACUAAAGAUUACAGACAAGAGCAUGAUUUGGAAUUCGGACCUCGUCGAAGCAAUUGAGUUGCAGAACCUGAUGCUCAAUGCCAUCCAGACAAUUGUUGCGGCUGAGGCUCGCAAGGAAUCUCGUGGCGCCCACGCCCGCGAAGACUUCAGACAGCGCAUUGAUGAGUAUGACUAUUCCAAACCUAUCGAAGGCCAGACUAAGAAGCCCUUCUCUGAGCACUGGCGGAAACACACUCUAACGACGCAGAAUGUUGAAACCGGUGCUGUGAAGCUUGAGUACCGCCCAGUUAUCGAUGGCACCUUGAACGAGAAGCUCUGCCCUUCUGUCCCACCAAGGAUUCGUUCCUACUAA